This is a messenger RNA of Toxorhynchites rutilus septentrionalis, 3285 nucleotides long. RefSeq lists its product as uncharacterized. The transcript has a single exon. Gene Ontology annotation, molecular function: nucleic acid binding. NCBI's taxonomy places the organism in Eukaryota, Metazoa, Arthropoda, Insecta, Diptera, Culicidae. Gene Ontology annotation, biological process: DNA integration. The record is from RefSeq and is a predicted model, not a curated record. The coding region runs from base 1 to 3285 and encodes 1094 amino acids.
AUGGCUUUACGAAGACUGGAGUGUCUAGAACGUCGGAUGGUGAGGAAUCCAUUAUUAAAAGAGAAAAUUCACCGUCAAAUUGAAGAGUACCAGCAGAAAGGUUACACGCAUCGAGCUAACGAGGAGGAGGUAAAAGCAGUCGAUCCUAGAAGAGUCUGGUACCUACCGCUGGGAGCGGUAGUGAAUCCAAAGAAGCCGGAAAAGGUCCGGCUCAUCUGGGAUGCCGCAGCUGUAGUGGAUGGAAUCUCCCUCAACGCAAUGCUUCUCAAAGGCCCGGAUCAGCUCACAUCAUUGCCAGCUGUAUUGUCGCGGUUUCGCCAGUUUGCGGUGGCAGUCGCCGCCGAUAUUCAAGAGAUGUUCCAUCAGUUGCGGAUCCGUGGAAUAGAUCGACACUCGCUGCGUUUCUUGUUUCGUGAAGAUCCAACCGUUACACCAGAUGUCUAUGUUAUGGACGUGGCUACAUUCGGGGCUACCUGCUCCCCAGCAUCGGCGCAGUAUGUCAAGAACAGGAAUGCCGCAGACUUUGCCGACAAGUAUCCAAGAGCUGUCGAAGGGAUAAUAGAAAACCACUACGUUGACGACUACCUCGAUAGCUUUGGUACAGUAGCGGAAGCAGUGCAGAUAUCGGAGCAAGUGAGGGCGAUCCAUAGCAAAGGAGGCUUUCUGCUACGAAACUGGCAGUCAAACAGUGCUACCGUGAAGCAGCAAUUGGGUGAAACCACAGUCUCCUCUAACAAACAUUUGUUUCAUGAUAAAACAGCAGAAAACGGACGCGUAUUGGGCAUGCUGUGGUUAACGGACGAAGAUUGCCUAAGCUUUAGCGUACAGCUGAAGGAAGACGUGCAGCGAAUCCUGAAAAGUGAAUCCCGUCCUACGAAGAGACAAGUUCUACGUUGUCUCAUGAGUUUUUUCGAUCCACUGGGCCUCUUGAGCGCUCUCAUGGUCUACGGCAAGAUCUUGCUACAAGACAUAUGGCGCGCUGGAACUCAAUGGGAUGAGCAGAUCAGUGAAGACCACGAGGAGCGAUGGCGGAGCUGGACUGCCGUGUUACAGCGGAUUUCGACCGUAAAAGUUCCCCGAUGCUAUUUCCCGAACGCUACCCUGCAGUGCUACCGUCAGCUGCAGUUGCACAUCUUCGUGGACGCGAGCGAGGCUGCGUAUGCAGCGGUAGCGUAUUUUCGAAUCGUCGAAACAAAUGGUACGUCAAGAUGCGCCCUGGUGACGGCAAAAACCAAGGUUGCGCCCCUGAAACACCUGUCCAUUCCACGGUUGGAGCUACAGGCUGCUGUACUUGGAACUCGAUUGAUGCGUUUUAUUCUGGAGUCCCACACCGUAAUAAUAACCGAGCGGUACAUGUGGUCGGACUCUACAAUAGUUUUGGCAUGGCUUAGAGCGGAUCCCCGCAAGUAUAAGCAGUACGUAGCCUGCAGAAUUGGGGAAAUACUGGAACAGACGGAUGUGAACGAGUGGUGGUGGGUACCUUCGAAGAAUAACCCAGCGGAUUACGCCACGAAAUGGGGAAGCGGUCCAUCUGUGGACGUUAAGGGUGUUUGGUUCCAGGGACCAUCUUUUUUGUACCAACCGAUGGAAGAGUGGCCGAAGCAGAAAGUGCCGUUACCAAUGGUGGAAGAAGAGUUUCGUCCAUGCAACGUUCAUGUGGAAGCGGCUGUACCAACGGCGGUGAUUGAUUGCGAGCGUUUCUCUAAGUGGGAACGUCUACUGAGAGCAACGGCCUACGUGCAUCGCUACGUGGGGAACCUGAAACGAAGCAUCUACGGUGAGGCGAAAAAUACAGAUUUCCUCACUCAAGAGGAGCUGCAGCAAGCAGAAGUGAUGCUGAUUGUGAUGGCACAACGACAGCGGUUCUCAGACGAACUUGCGGUGCUCUCACGUGAUCGUGACCGACCCAGAACCGAACGAGUGGGUUUAAGCAAAGCCAGCUCGCUGUACCAACUGACACCAUUCGUCGAUGAAACCGGUAUUAUGAGAGUGGAUGGACGGAUAGGAGCAGCCGCAAAUGUAUGCUUCGAGGCGAAGUACCCUGCAAUUCUUCCCAAGAAACACCGACUGACAGAGCUUAUAAUAGAAGCGUAUCACCGAAAGUUCCAGCACGCCAAUUCAGAGACCGUGGUGAACGAGAUAAGACAGCGAUACUAUGUUUCUCACCUACGAGCAGUCGUCCGCAAGAUCGGGAGCGAAUGUAACGUGUGCAAGCAGCUUCGAGCGACUCCUCAUGUUCCACGCAUGGCAUCCCUUCCUCCAGCCCGCUUAGCUUCGUUCACGAGGCCUUUUACCUACGUUGGCCUAGAUUUCUUUGGACCCUUAGUUGUGAAAGUGGGGCGUAGCAAUGCGAAACGGUGGGUUGCGCUUUUCACUUGCCUUACAAUCCGUGCGGUGCAUUGUGAGUUAGUAUUCAGUUUAUCAACCGACGCCUGCCUGAAGAGUAUUCGUCGUUUUGUGUGUCGCCGAGGCGCCCCGGCCGAAAUUCAUUCUGAUAAUGGCACUAAUUUCUGUGGCGCGGAGCGGGUGUUGGUGGGACAGAUCCAGCAGGGACUUGCUGCGACGGUAACCAGUACGACAACCAAAUGGCUGUUCAUUCCGCCUACAGCCUCCCAUAUGGGCGGCGCAUGGGAGCGCAUGGUGCGCUCGGUGAAGCAGGCGAUGAUGGGUGCCUAUAACAGCCAUCGAAAGCUCGACGACGAAUCGCUGAACACGUUGAUCAUUGAAGCGGAAGCCAUUGUUAACAGCCGUCCCCUCACUUAUUUGCCAUUGGACGCAGAGGAAAGCGAGGCUCUAUCUCCGAACCACUUCCUGUUAGGAAGCUCGAGCGGAGUUCAGCAACCUGUGGCGGAACCGACGGAUAGUUCAGAAGCAUUGAAGAAUUCCUGGAGCAUGAUACAGCAUCAACUGGAUUGCUUCUGGAGGCGAUGGAUCCGGGAGAUGCUGCCAACGCUGACCAAGAGGACAAAAUGGUUCGGGGAAGAGAGGAUGAUUAGUGACGGAGACCUGGUGUUCAUCAUAGACGACGGUAAGCGGAAUGACUGGACCAGGGGAAGAGUGAUGGAGGUUAUACCGGGGGCCGACGGUCGGAUUAGGCAAGCAAUAGUAAGAACUGCGAGGGGGUUACUCCGUAGACCUGCUUCGAAGCUAGCUAUCUUGGAUAUUGGUGGUAAAACUGGGACCGGUGGCCAGUGUUACGGGGGGGAGGAUGUUCCCGCUGGGCGCACUGCUACAUCUAAGCGUUUCACGGUGUUACCUCGACUUAAUCCCGCUAACGGCUGUUAA